AAUUUCGUAGUGGUCGGAUGAUGUUGGAAUUUUUAUUUCCAAAAUGGGUAAGGUUAAGUGCUCCGAGUUGCGCAAUAAGGACAAGAAGGAACUUUUCAAACAAUUAGAAGAGUUAAAGACAGAGUUGUCAAACCUUCGAGUGGCCAAAGUUACUGGAGGAGUUGCUUCAAAACUGUCCAAGAUACGUGUGGUCAGGAAAGCUAUUGCACGUGUGUACAUUGUCUACCAUCAGAAGAUGAAGGUAAACCUGCGUAACCACUACAAGAACAAGAAGUACAAGCCUCUAGACCUCAGAGUCAAGAAGACCCGUGCAAUGCGCAAGGCGUUGACAAAACAUGAAUCUAAGGUCAAGACCAGGAAAGAGAUCAGAAAGAAAUCUCUAUUCCCACCUAGAGUCUAUGCUGUGAAGGCUUAAUUAAAAAA
Molecule: messenger RNA, 423 nt
Organism: Pectinophora gossypiella (pink bollworm)
Lineage: Eukaryota; Metazoa; Arthropoda; Insecta; Lepidoptera; Gelechiidae
Product: 60S ribosomal protein L35-like
Exons: 1
Coding region: 44-415 (123 amino acids)
Biological process (GO): translation; maturation of LSU-rRNA from tricistronic rRNA transcript (SSU-rRNA, 5.8S rRNA, LSU-rRNA)
Cellular component (GO): cytosolic large ribosomal subunit; ribosome
Molecular function (GO): structural constituent of ribosome; mRNA binding
Source: RefSeq, a predicted model, not a curated record